AACAAUAAUAAAAACACGCGGAACGAACGUUUUCGAGUCGCGGCGAUUAAAUUUUUAAUUUUUUCCUUGAUUUUAAGCCUAAAAAAAUGACGGAGAGCACGGAAAUGCUGUUAUUGAACCCAGAUGAGACGAUAAAUGUUGAAAAUUUUGAAUCUUCGUUUUUGGAACUUGCAAAAGGAGAUUUUUUAAAUGUUUUGACACACAAACAGGAUUUACUGACAAAAGUUGAUGCGGAUUUGUCAAAUUUUAAGAAUUUACCUCCUUCAGAAGCAAAAUUAAUUGGAAUUUCGUGCGUUUUGGCAUUCACGCAGGCGAAUUUUACGGGACCUGAUCUCAAUUUGGGCUUUUCUUUCGAAGGAUUGAGCACGAAUGAGGUCUUCAGUGCACUCAAUGUUGAUGGCGAAGAGUUAAAUGUGAAUGCGAAGCAUGUUGAACUUUUAUUUCUCGCGAAAAAUAUUUGGAAAAAAUUAUUAGAAGCGAAUUCUGAAGACAUUACGUGCCUUGUUUGGAUGCUUCGAACGACAAUUUUGCAUCAAAAAGUCAUCGACGACUCUUGCAUCAGUUUAUAUGAGGAGUUUAAAAGCAUUUCAACGCAAAUUUUAUCGAAUUUGGAGAAAUUUAGCCUUAAAGAUAGACUUUUGGUGCAAGCGGAAAUCGUUCAAGGGUACUUGAUGUACAAGAGAGUGUAUGAAGCGGAGAAAUUUUUGAAAGAUUUGAAGGCAUCAAGCAACUUAGAGUUUGAAGUGAAAGGCGAAUUGGGUGUUCGAACAAAAUUUCAGCAGAAAGCAUUGCCUCAAUUGGUGUUGAAAGUCGAGAAAGGCAAUGAAAACGAACUAAAUAAAGCGGAAAUGACACAUCCGAAUGAACAUCUCCCUAAAUUGUUGACGCUAGAUGAUGACUUGCGGUUGGAAAAGAUCAAAUUUGAAGCUGAAGAUGCGAAUCAGACACAAAUUUUGGAGAGUGUUGUGCAAAAUGUGCUUUUUACUCAAAUGAAAUAUCUCUACUUGUGUCAACCAAAAGACAAUUUAUGCAAAGAAGAGAUCCAACCUUACCUCACGACGCUUCUUUACCAAUCGCAUGGACCUUGGAUGACCCGAAUCAACACUCUGAUGUCAAACAUUCGACUCGAAUCGGAUCACAGACGAACCGUUGAACGUUCCUUGCGUCAAUGCGAAGAAGUUUUAAACCUAAUUAACGCCACGGAGACUCCCAUCGCGUAUCGCCUGUCAUAUUGCUUCUCCGCUCACAUGCUCCCGCGAUGGGAAAUCGAAGCUGAAUUGGGCGAACUCAUGGUCAGCUUGGGAAUGAUCAAAACCGCCCUCGAUCUUUAUCUGCGGAUCCAAAAUUGGGAAGACGUCAUUUUGUGUUACACGAUGCUGGAAUUGCGUCACAAAGCUGCCGAAGUCAUCAAACAAGAAAUUGACAAAAAACCGACUGUGAAGCUUUAUUGUUUGCUCGGCGAUGCCACGGAUGAUGUGAGUUGUUACGAAACUGCGUGGAAUUUUUCGCAGCAAAAAAGCGGAAGAGCACAACGUCAUUGGGGCAAUUUCUAUUAUCGCAAGAAGGAAUACGAGAAUGCUCUGCCGUAUUUGCAAAAAACUCUUGAAAUCAACAGUUUGCAGGAAGUUCAAUGGUUACGACUCGGAUACGCGGCACUUCAACUCGAAAAAUGGGAAAUAGCAGCGAAUGCUUAUCGGAGAUAUACUUAUUUAGAGCCUCAUGGUUUUGAGUCUUGGAACAAUUUGGCGAAAGCUUACAUCAAAAUGGGCGACAAAACGCGCGCCCAUAAAAUUUUACAAGAAUCCCUGAAGUGUAACUUCAAUAAUUGGAAAGUUUGGGAGAAUUUCUUGCUCGUAAGUGUCGAUGUUGGCAGUUUUGAAGACGCCAUUAACGCAUACAAUCGUCUCGUCGAACUCAAAGAAAAAUAUCACGACAAAGAAAUUUUGGAAAUUAUCGUUGGAGCGAUCGAACAAGACAUUCCCGAUGCCACAGGAAGUACCGCAGGUCGAUUAAAGAAAAAAUGUUUGACGCUUCUCGGGCAACAAUCUGCUCAAAAUCCAACUUUAGGCAUCGUUCAUGAAUUGUCGUCGCGAAUUACGGAUGACGCACUGCAAAAAGCCGAAAAAUUACAAAAAGCGCAUCGAAGUUACACGCAAACCUCGACGAAUUGGGUCAAAGAUGAGAAAAGUUGUGAGAAAAUUCUCGAUCUUUGUUUGAAAUUGUGCGACGCGAGUUUGUUGGCGACGAAAGAUGAAGCGAAUACGAGUGAGGCGAAAAAGAUGAGUGUUCUUUCGCAACUUUCGUCGGCAAGACUUGCUGCAAUGGGAUGCAUUAAAGUCGCAAAAGCGGAAAAUUACGAAAGUCUCAGGGAGAAAAUUGAAUCGUUGGAAGCUUCUGUGGCGGAAAUCGUUGAAGUAACAAAGCGGCUCAAGUGAUUUUUUAUUGAAUGAAAAUAAAUUAUUUUUCAAAAAUGAAAAAAAAAAAUCUAACUUUUGUAAU
Culicoides brevitarsis is the source of this 2499-nucleotide messenger RNA. RefSeq names its product tetratricopeptide repeat protein 27. The record is from RefSeq and is a predicted model, not a curated record. NCBI's taxonomy places the organism in Eukaryota, Metazoa, Arthropoda, Insecta, Diptera, Ceratopogonidae. Bases 87 to 2435 code for a protein of 782 amino acids. The transcript is spliced from 3 exons. Gene Ontology annotation, molecular function: protein binding.